GGCGAGCACGCUUAUGAUGCUGAUUGACGGGGGCGGGGAGGGGUGCGCCGGGGGCGCGCGGCGGCGACGGCGUGCUGUAGGUGUCAUAAGGAAGAUGGCGGCGUGCAGAGGAGGCUGAGGGCUUCGAGCCCGUGGUGAGAGGUUUCCGUACAGUCGCAGCGAGGGGUUUGGGGAUCUCUGCGCUCUAUUCUUGUUCUCUGUUUUGACGUAUGCGUCCACCCAGGCCCCUGGGCGUGAUGUGGCGGAUCUGCCCCCGGCUGAGGGACCGGGGACGCGGUCUCUUGAACCGGCCUUUCAGUGACCCCACCGCCUCAAAGUGGCCGAGGCCAGGCCCGCGGCCUCCAGCCAGGGCCUACGUACCACCCACAGAAAGGAAGAGGUUUUAUGAGAACGUCAGCAUCUCACAGGGUGAAGGUGGCUUUGAGAUAAACCUGGACCACAGAAAGCUGAAAACUCCCCAAGCCAAGCUUUUUACCGUCCCCAGUGAGGCCCUGGCCAUUGCAGUGGCCACCGAAUGGGACUCCCAGCAGGAUACCAUCAAGUUCUACACCAUGCACCUGACCACAUUGUGCAACACAUCCUUGGACAAUCCAACCCAGCGAAACAAGGAUCAGCUGAUCCGGGCAGUGGUGAAGUUCCUGGACACUGACACCAUCUGCUACAGGGUGGAAGAGCCAGAGACAUUAGUGGAACUUCAAAAGAACGAAUGGGAUCCAAUCAUAGAAUGGGCUGAGGAAAGAUACGGCGUGGAGAUCGGCUCCUCCACCAGCAUAAUGGGACCCAGCAUACCUUCCCAGACCCGAGAGGUGCUCAUCAGCCACUUGUCCUCUUACAACAUGUGGGCCCUACAAGGGAUUGAGUUUGUAGUGGCCCAGCUCAAGUCCAUGUUGCUGACCUUGGGCCUGAUCGACCUGCGCCUGACUGUAGAGCAGGCUGUGCUUCUGUCACGCCUGGAGGAGGAGUACCAGAUCCAGAAGUGGGGCAACAUAGAGUGGGCCCACGACUAUGAACUCCAGGAGCUGCGGGCUCGCACUGCCGCCGGCACCCUCUUUGUCCACCUCUGCUCGGAGAGUUCUACGGUCAAGCACAAGCUCCUGCAAGAGUGAGGCCUGGUCGCAAAUGCUGGCGGAAAGGAACUGCACAGACACGGGUGCUCUGAUCCGGGCUCCCCUGGCUGCUGGAUCUCUGGACCUGUGGGGUACCCAGUGUGUACCUGGGUCUUCCCCGGCCUUUGUGGCUUGGCCUUAUCCAGAAGCACCCUGGGAUGCCCUGGAGAUGCAAUGUGCCUGUCUUGAGGUCAGACAGCUUCCAACCCCUGCAGGCACCUUUGGCCUGUCCAGGAAUGAGGGAGGCAUAGGGACUUUCUCUGGACCCUGAUUUUAUGAAAUACUUUUUCAUUCUGUAAAUACAUCAAGCCUCAUUCUCAUGUGAGUCUCAGCAUUUCUCCAUUCUUGUUUUACCUAAGCUUUGUCACCAUUUUUACAUCUGCAUUAACCAACGGCUGGGAACCUCACUGCGGGAGGGGGCAGGAAAUGAGCACAUCACCACACAACCUUUUCAUCUUCAGCCCUCAGCCUGAAGGCCUUUUCCCCUGGCUUCCCACCAGGUGAUCUUUUGAAAGUAAGCCUUUGGUCUAAGCUGCUUGGUUACUGUUUGUUCUUUCUAUCCUUAAAAAAAAAACAAAACUGAUUUACUCUUAAAAAUAUAAGUUGUUUCUGGGAUGAAUGCAAAGGUGGCCCUGCCCUGGUUACUCAGAUGCAGUGCUAUGAUCUGGAUAUGGGGUGUCCUCCUAUUGUGGAAUUAUGUCCUCUGGGUAUGCCAUGGCCACUGGUUUCUUAAAGUCAGAGCAUCUGUAAUACCCACACAGAAUUGGGUUCAUUAAUAUCCCUCAUGGAUGAUGGGAGAGUUCAUCUACUAAAUAAGUAGUUAACAAUUGCUAGAGUAAGUGGGAACUCUACUGCAGGCCACCCUAAUAGUCUCAUGGUUCUCCAGGCUAGACUGGAUGGAAUUGUUUCUUUGGUUUGUCAUUAUCUGGAGUGAGUAGUAGACUCCUCAGAAAGUCAUAUAUACCUGGUGCCGGAAUAAAGACAUAACAGAACCAAAUAUGAGCCUGGAAGGAGCAUCUGCAGCUGAGGCUGAGCCAUCUGAGGGUGGAGAUCAGUACUUGGGUGGCAGACCUCCUCUGUGGUACAUAGUAGUUCUCGCUAUAGUGGCAGUUUGUGGUCCUGCUCUGGGUAAUAAGACCUGCAGCUGAGGCUGGAACAUUGAAGGUAGAGGCUCCUUGUGGUGGCCAGGGGAUUACAGGAUGGCCAGGGGAUUACAGUGGCAUGCCUUCUCCGUGAAUGGAGUCUGAGAGUACAGGAGAUGCCCUCAGAUGGCUGAUGGACUCAGAGCAUAUUGCAGUCACUGAAAGUAGUACCUAUGUGAAGGACUCCUAAAUAGGCUGUGAUAGCAUUUACAUGUUUUUACUGUGAGACAUGCAACUGAGGCUGAGCUGACUGCCCAGAGAGAAUCUGUGCCUACACAGGAGGAACUUAGAGUGGGAAGGUGCCAGUACUGUCUUCUCGGGACAAGUAGAAAAGGGAAGGCUGAGAAUGAAGCAGAAGUGAUACAAGAUACCUUCAGAUCCAGUCAGUAUAAAGGAAGGGAAAAUACAUGAUUUAACAUGUUGAUGGGGGCCAUAAUGGACCAGUGCCAGAACUAUUACAGUCAGGGAAUACUCUGACUUUUUUAACCUGCAAAGCAGUAUACCUGGAACAGAGAUUCUAAGUAGGAAACAGUGAAAGCAAUGAGAUAUCCAAAGGUCAGAUUCUGAGGACACUAUGCCAAAUUAAGGACCUUGGAACUCUUGUAUAUGUACCAAAUUUUUUUGUUUUGUUUUUGUUUUUCAAGACAGGGUUUCU
This is a messenger RNA of Onychomys torridus (southern grasshopper mouse), 2903 nucleotides long. It is a transcript of the gene Atpaf2, whose product is annotated as ATP synthase mitochondrial F1 complex assembly factor 2. Gene Ontology annotation, biological process: mitochondrial proton-transporting ATP synthase complex assembly. Gene Ontology annotation, cellular component: mitochondrion. The record is from RefSeq and is a predicted model, not a curated record. The transcript is spliced from 8 exons. NCBI's taxonomy places the organism in Eukaryota, Metazoa, Chordata, Mammalia, Rodentia, Cricetidae. Bases 210 to 1106 code for a protein of 298 amino acids.